Molecule: messenger RNA, 2415 nt
Organism: Chlorella variabilis
Lineage: Eukaryota; Viridiplantae; Chlorophyta; Trebouxiophyceae; Chlorellales; Chlorellaceae
Exons: 18
Coding region: 1-2415 (804 amino acids)
Biological process (GO): DNA replication initiation; DNA replication
Cellular component (GO): replication fork protection complex; nucleus
Molecular function (GO): DNA replication origin binding; single-stranded DNA binding
Source: RefSeq, a predicted model, not a curated record
AUGAGUGCGCCUCUGGCCGCGCCCCUGGAGGAAGGGGACGAUGUGUUUCUCGAGCUGGCGGCAGCCAUGGAGGCUGAGGAGGAGGAGGACGGCGCCGAGGAGCCGCCGCCCACCGCCAGCCAGCGCAGCAGCGGCGCAAUGGGCGGCGGCAGCAGUGCCGGCGGCCCCCGCCUGUCGUGGGCUGCACGAGCCGCCGCCGCCGGAUCCGCGGGCGCCGUGCCACCAGGCCACCAGCCCCGCCAGGCGGUGCUGCUCCCGCCUGGCUCCAUCCCCUGUGCCCCCACGGCGCCACUGCUGCUGCCAGCCAGCCAACCAGCGGCAGCCGCGGGCGGCAGCGGGGUGGUCGUCUUUGGCAGCCGGGGCGGCGUGGCGGGCGGCAGCACAGGAGCGGCGGCAGCGGGCACCUUUUCCGAUAUCAAAAACCCGCGCGUGUCCCACACCCAGCUGCGCAGCCGCCUGGCCGACACCUCGGUGCUGCGGCUGUCGCAAGUCAGGCAGCGCCACCGCACGGCGGGCCUGGAGGGGAGCUGGGUGGCCAUCUGCGUGGUGGGGGAGAAGAGCAAGCCGCGGGAGACGGCGGCGGGCCGUUCGUACAGCAUCUGGAAGGUCACCGACCUGGACCAGACCUGCCUCUCCCUCUUCCUCUUCUCGGGCGCCCACGAUGAGCUGUGGAGGGAGGCGGAGGGCUCCAUCGUGGCCCUGCUGUCGCCCAAGGUCAAGACGGAGGGCGACUUCUCGCUUUCCGUUGAUUCGGCAGACCAGGCAAGGGCCCUUUCUGCCCCGCAGGCUCACUUCCCCUCCUCCUGCUUCCUGCUGUGCCUCAUGCUGUCGCCUCCCGCCGUGUGGGUGCUGGGGCAGAGCACGGAGUUUGGGUACUGCAAGUCCAAGAAGAAGAACGGCGAGCCGUGCCGCAUGCCCGUCAACGCGGCGCGCUGCCCCUUCUGCCCCUACCACGUCAAGAGCGAGUACAACCGCAUGAAGCCCACCGGGCGCACCGAGUUCCAGACCUCCAACCUCAAGACAGCCUUCCGCCCAGGCCUGCAGCGCGGUCUGCCCUGGGCUCCCGGAGAGUUUGAGGUCGCCGCGCUUGGGGGCGUGGCCGCCAGCGCGCGCAACAAGGGCAGCGACGCGGGCGCCAGGUAUCUAGACACAGUGGCCAACCCGGCAGCAGUGGCAGCAGCGGAGGCCGCCGCCAAGCACCGCCUCACUCCCGCCGCCGCCAUCGCUGCAGCGCAAGCCAAGGGCCGCACCGAGGCGGCCCUGGCCGCGGCGCCCAUCCCGGCCGGCCGCCCUGGAGGCUCGCUGGUGCUGCAGCUGCCGCGGCCCAAGCAGCAGCAGCAGCAGGGCAAGCGCAAGGCUGGGGUGGGGCGGCCGGGCGGCGGCGGCAAGCGCAGGAGCAGCAACGUCGCAGGCGAGGGCAGCGGACUGAUGAUUGAGCUUGCGGAUGAGGAGGAUGAGGAGGUGGAGGCCGCCGGUUGCGGCGCUGCUGCUGCGGCUGGUGGUGGUGGUGGUGGUGGUGGCAGUGCCUAUGACCCAGCGGCUGCCGCCAGGCAGAGGGCGGUGGAGCUCCUGCGGGCUGCAGGCGGUGCCGCGGCGCCAGACCCCAACAGCAGCCGCCGGGUGCCGCAGGUCAUGCAGGCGGCGGUGCAGCGGGUGCGGGCCUCUCAGCCAGCAGGCGGCAGCAACGCUGCAGCCGCUGCACCAGCAGCAGCAGCGGCGGCGACAGCAGCAGCAGCGGCAGCAGCAGGGGGAGAAGUGCGGCGUGCGGCGGCGCCCAGUGGCGCCGCUGCCGCAGCGGCCGGCGGCCGGCGGCCUGCCCUGGCGCAGACGCAGGCUCACCGCCCUCCACCGCUGCCAUCGGUGGUUUCUGGAGGCCCCGCGGCGGCGCGGCCGCCGCCGCCGUCUGCCAUGGAAGCUGCCUUUGGGGGCGUGCUGCAGGAGGCAGGGGCAUCGAGCGCAGCUGUCCAGGGCACCAGGUACAAGGAGCUGGUGGAUGACGAGGAGUUUGAGAAGCUGGACAAGGUCAUGAGCGUUCUGGAGCAGAAGGACGAGAUGGCGGCGCGCAUGGAGGGCGUGACGCGCCUGGCGGUGCAGGCAUUCCGCUGCAAGCUGUGCUGCUACACCGCGGAGCGGCGCCGCCGCGAGUGCUCUGCACACCCGCACGCUGUGGAGAGAGUGGAGGUCACCAAGCGCUGGUGGCAGUGCCAGGGCUGCAAGCACCGCUUCACGACGGUGGGGCUCAAGUAUCCGGCAGGCCGCUGCGCCAAGUGCAACCAGCCGGGCACUGAGUUUAAGUCUGUCGGCAUGUUCCGCCCGCCUCGGGAGCACGAGCUGCAGAGGCAGCAGAGCGCGGUGGCGGGCCGCGACCAGCUGGCGGCGCGGGGCGCUGAGCAGAAGUGGGCCAACAGCUGGUGA